CAUCUCUGCCCGUGGGGGCAGUAGCAGCGAGCAGACGUUUACUUGCACUUGAAGGAAGAGGAGGACGAAGAACAAGCAACUGAAGAAUGUUGACGAUACAACAACAACGACGGAAUACCUACUCCAAAAGUUAUGAAAACGUUUAAUGUUUUGUAGUGAGCGGAUGAAAUGUUUUUAAUGUCACUUCAGUUUCCGCUAGCAUGUUAGCAUCAGUACAACAAAGUCACCUCUCCUCUUAGCAUGCUAACAUUAGCACCGUUGUAGCUUGGUUACUUUUGUUGACAUCACGUGACAUUUUCUUCUUUUUAAAUUAACUACUGGGUUUGACCUCCAUCCUGAAUUCGUUUCUCUUGUCGAGCUUUCAUAAAAGACGUCAGACAGAAGGAUGUCACCCUACAGGGUCAAAGCUCACGACGUCCAGCCAACACCACAGACCGCACCAUCUGCGGAAGAUGAUGACGUCACCACUUUGAGCUGGAAGCAACGUUACCGUGACAUCAGCCCCGUAACGCUGCAGCUAGGGGGCGGGGCCGUGAGUGCCAGUCUGUACUGUGACCUCAUUGAUGGCCUCCGCGGCCUGGCGGAAUCUUUCCUGGUGGAGAUUUACCGCUGUAAGCUUUGCCAGUUCACCUGUGAAAUGAAGACCACCAUCAGCAGCCACCUGCUGCUCAGACACCAUCCCCCCUCCCUCACCUCGCUCGCCUGUAUGAACGGGGCUGAGGAGGCGAGGCUUCAGCAAGCAUCGUUGACCUAUCCGCUUGACCUGGCAGAGUCCAAACAGAGCGAGGAGGAGGAGGACUUCCUGCUCUACAACAUGCUGGACAACAUGAGCCCGCCCACCUGUGAUGUCAUCAGCACUGAGGGGGAGCUGCAGGUUGCUCACAACUGUGAGGUCAGCCCUCUCUUUGAAGAGGACGAAUCCAUCUUCCCUCUUAAGAGGACGUCUGGGGAACACCCUCGUUCCACCGACCCCCCAGCCACUCAGGAGGAAAUGGCGCAGUCUGCCCACCUCAUGACGCUCGGUCUGUGUCGCAUCACCGCUACACGGACGCCUUUGCCUCCCGUUCCCAUCCAACGGCGUCCGGUUGAUGACUUAGACCAGCUGCCAUGGAAGGAUGCCCGGAAAGACGUCAAGAGACGCCAUCUGUCGUGUUCUCUCUGUCUUGUGAAGCUGCCGUCCAGGCGGCUGUUGGACGCACACGUCAAGUGUCACCAGUCAUCAAGCGCCAUCACGUGCUGCAUAAAGACAGCUGAUAGGUGGACGGAGCUGAAGCCUGAUUGGAGAAAGCGCCACAGGAGGAGGGAGGAGGAGAAAAAAGAGGAUUGUUCAAAUGUGAAAGCACUUCCUGAAGAUGAUAACGCAGAUGAAAGGAAAUGUUUGAUUGGACCAUCUGACAGCAGGAAGAAGAAGGGGACACACAUAGAGCGUGACUCAUCAGCGACACCAAAAGAAGAGUCAUCAGGUUUCAUCUGCUCACUCUGUCAGAGGAAGUUCUCCAGCAAAGUGACACUGCAGCGCCACCUGGGGGUCCACAGUGGAGACAAACCUUUUUCAUGUCCUCAGUGUUCUUACAGGAGCAGGCUGAAGGACUCCCUGCUGCAACACAUGAGAACACAUACAGGUGAGAAACCCUACAAGUGUGUUCAGUGUCCGUACGCCUCCAUUGAUCGCAGUUCUCUGCUGCGACACUCGAGAACUCACAGCCAAGAAAAACCUUACAGGUGUCAACACUGUGACUACCGCAGUAUCCAGAAGAAAAGUUUGGAUCUUCAUGCUCGGCGCCAUCACACCGGAGAGAUGUUUCCAUGCCAACAGUGUGAGUACUCCAGUCCUGACCGCCAGCUGUUGCUGCGACACACACGCAGACGCCACGCUCCCUCCCAGAGAACCUCCUCAAAAGCUACAACUCAGUCCUGUUGGACAACAAAGAUGGAAUUAUCUCAUAAAAAAUAUAAGAAGUCAUAACACUUUAAAUAUGUUACAGUGUGUUCUAUACAGCUUUGUGCUUGACUUGAACUCAUUAAGUCCCUAAGUGAUGUGUGGGAAGCAUUUUGGACUAUUGUCAUGUGACAGUCAUGUCAUAUAUGUUUAGUUUCUUAUAUUUAUUAUUUUAUGUUUUGUUACAGUACAUGUUUUGACUGUCACCUGCAGUCUAUUUUUACUUUUUAAUAGAGAUGCUCGAUAUUGGCUUUCUUACUGAUAUCUGAUAUACCAAUAUUGUACAGCACAUCAUUUUUGCUACUGAUAGCAACCGAUACCCGUAUUGGCAACAGCUCUUGCCUCAAACGACUGUAUUGUCAGGUCACAUUUCAUGUGAUGAAUAAACAUACUACACUUCUUUUACUUUUACUGGAUACAUUUACUGGAAAAAUAAGACUAGUGCAAUAUGUCCAAAAGGUACCAAAAGUGUGACUUAGCGUGAUAUAGCAAGCAAAAUUGAAAGGUAUUUUCAACCAAUUUGCAUAUUAAAAUAAAGUAUCACUUUAGCCCUCUGGGGUCUCAAGGAUUUUUAGUCCUUGCAGGCAAUUUUUUGCUCCUUUUUUGCUCACAACUUUAGUUGUUACACUAUCGCAUGAGUUUUCCUAAGAUGUUUUUUUUUUCAUGAAAAAAUACAUCCAUCUUCUAUGCCGCUUAUCCUCACCAUCCCAGCUGACUUCGGGCGAGAGGCGGGAUACACUCUGGACUGGUCACCAGCCAUUCGCAGGGCACAUAUAGACAAACAACCAUUCACACUCACAUUCAUACCUAUGGACAAUUUAUAGAGUCAGCAAAUAACCUAACAUGCAAGGUUUUUAGAAUGUGGGAGGUAACUGGAGUAACCCCAUGCACACACGUGGAGAACAUGCAAACUCCACACACAGAUACCCAACGGAGAGUCGAACCCAGAUCUGUCAGAUUUCAUGAAAAAUCAAAUUUUAAAUUUGUUCCUAGGUCAACCAGACGCACAGGCCAAUUUCCCACCCUUUCAGGUUCCUAGAGGACAAAAAAAGUCCACUCCCAAAAACUGGUAUAAAAACAUAAAAGAUUGUUUUGUUUUGUUUUUUGCUUAGAUCUCUUAGUCAGCUUGAGUUCAAAUAAAAAAUACCAAAUGUAAAUAUUUUUAUUUUAACCCUCUGAAUGCCCAUUUCAUGGAGAUUAUUAAUAAAGUAUCUAUUUGAUUCAA
Messenger RNA from Dunckerocampus dactyliophorus (ringed pipefish), 3164 nucleotides. Its product is annotated as zinc finger imprinted 3. Gene Ontology annotation, biological process: regulation of gene expression. The coding region runs from base 386 to 1966 and encodes 526 amino acids. The transcript is spliced from 7 exons. Gene Ontology annotation, cellular component: nucleus. NCBI's taxonomy places the organism in Eukaryota, Metazoa, Chordata, Actinopteri, Syngnathiformes, Syngnathidae. The record is from RefSeq and is a predicted model, not a curated record.